AUGUACAGCUUCGCACUGAUCACGGUGUCUGCCGUGUUCCUUUUACUGGGCGGGAGAGGAGCGGACGGCUCAGCUGGGUUCAUAAAAUCUCCACUCUCAGAGGUCAGACUGACAGGUGAAUCAGUGGAGCUACACUGUGAGGCCAUUGGCCACCCUAUACCUGAGAUUCAGUGGUGGUUUGAGGCAGACUAUAACGACAGUUUCUCUCAGCUGUGGGAUGGAGCCCGUGAAGACAGAGUACAGAUGAACACAACCUAUGUCCUCCAUGCUACAAGCACACUCUAUCUUUUUAACCUGAGCCCAGAAGACUUGGGAACCUAUGAGUGUCGUGCCAGCAAUGAUCCAGAUCGUAACCAUUUGACCAAGAUUCCUCGCAUCAAGUGGAUUCGUUCUCAAGCCAAUGUUGUUGUCAUAGACCAUCCACUUAUUGUAACAAGCCAUUCAAAUGCAACUGGUGGAGAUUUGCUCACCUGCAAUUUAACAGACUUUGCUCUUGUCAUCUCUGGUCACCAGUGGCUUAAGGGAGCCAAAGUGAUACAUGAAGAUAAAGAUUCCUCCCAAAUUACAACCCACAAUAUUACUGGAGUGAAUGCAGAAACCUCUGGACAAUACACCUGCAAGUUCCUGACCUCUCCUGAAGUGUAUGCAGUGAUUAACAUAACAGUUGCACCUCAUGUUGUGGCUUACAAGAAAACAGAACAUGGAAAUGAAGGAGACACAGGAGUGCUGACCUGCAAAAGUAACUCUUUCCCACAUGUAGAGGAGUGGAUGUGGUCAAUGGUUUCAGCAGAUGGAAAUAAGCCCAUAGUGAACGGGAGCGAAGACCGUUAUUACAUAAAGUCUACUGGAAAUAAGACAGAGCUACGUAUUCACCAGCUGGAAAUAGAAAAGGAUCAAGGUGAAUAUAUUUGCAAUGGAUCGAAUGAACAUGGUAACGAAGGGGCCAUCAUCUCUCUGCAUGUGCGUAGCCGUCUUGCCGCACUCUGGCCAUUCCUUGGCAUCGUAGCUGAAGUUCUGAUCCUAGUAACAGUCAUCUUCAUCUAUGAAAAGAGGAGAAAGCCAGAUGAUGUGCCUGAAGGUAACACUACAUUUGUCACCUUAUUAUAA
Messenger RNA from Staurois parvus, 1107 nucleotides. Lineage: Eukaryota; Metazoa; Chordata; Amphibia; Anura; Ranidae. The record is from the annotation of a GenBank genome assembly.